Molecule: messenger RNA, 3210 nt
Organism: Micropterus salmoides (largemouth bass)
Lineage: Eukaryota; Metazoa; Chordata; Actinopteri; Centrarchiformes; Centrarchidae
Gene: icam5
Product: intercellular adhesion molecule 5
Exons: 7
Coding region: 240-1823 (527 amino acids)
Biological process (GO): cell adhesion
Molecular function (GO): integrin binding
Source: RefSeq, a predicted model, not a curated record
GCAUCAUAAAUCCGCUUUAGAGGGAGUUUCCUGUUCACUUGGGCGUUGAAUUUCCCCUUAUCUACAGUACCUUCUUAUUUUCUCUCUUGCUUGUGUAACUGUCAGCAGCAGGUCAUCAUCUUCAGUUCUGAGCCAGGAUUCAUCAUUAUCCAGGUAUUGAACCUGGACAUCCGCUGGACGAUCCUGAAACACAUCGGCAAUCUACCUCCCAUCUCCCUCCUCCCACGUGCUGAUCAAGCAUGCUGCCUCUCAGGAUGUUGGGCCACCUAAUGUUCAUGUUUUUACUGUGUGAUGCAGAAAAUAUGUGCCCAAUUGAGCUCGAUCCUCCUGUGGUUAUAGGAGAAUAUGGACGUUCAGUCUUGGUAAACUGCUCCAGCGCAACUGAUGAUCAUGAUGGGAUAUACUGGAUCCAGACUGGAAAACCACAGCCUGAAAUGGAAUUAGAACAUAAUUUUGUCAACUGGCCUAUUUCACUGUCAGACUGGAAUGUAACGGCUGAGUGCAAAAUACAGCUGCCGUACCAGACAUGCAGCAAAGAACUUGAACUCAUUGUAUACAAGACUCCAGAUAUUGUGUCAGCCUCUGCCAGGAAUCCUGGUCCGAUGGUGGAGGGCACAGACUUCCUGCUGGAGUGUGACAUCAUCAGUGUGGCUCCUGUGCAGAAGCUCAAAGUGAAGUGGUACAGAGGAAAUAAAACUGUGCUCACAGAAAUGUUUAAAGACACCAGAGUGGCCCCAGUCAAUGUGUCUUCCGUCUUGAGAGUCACUCCUGUGAGAGAUUACAACACAUCAAUUUUCAGAUGUGAGGCUGAGCUGCACUUCGGGCCAAAAGGGCCAGAGCUCACCCCUACAUCCUCAUUGCCUUACAUUGCGGUUGUGCAUUAUAAGCCACAGAUCCAAGCUUGUCCAGGGCAUUACACUGGUGUGGAGAAUGAGUUCCGUAUAGACACGUUGUCCUGUCAAGCUGAUGGGAACCCUGCACCCACUGUUCAGUGGUACUAUCAGGGAGAACCGAUCAAAGCAUCUGAGCCCCUCACCAGGACUCACUCUGGAAAGUACACAGCUGAAUUUGAAAAUUACCUUGGCAAGAGCAACACUUCUGUUGAUAUCACAAUUGAAUAUAGCCCUUCGUUUACCUGUAAUGAUAGAUAUGAGGUUGAAGAGCAUGGUAAACUCCAAACUGACUGUGAACCAAAGGGAAUUCCUAAGCCUGUCGUCACCUGGUUUAAAGAUGGAAAAAUGAUGGCUUCCCCACACUGGACAAAGAAUGAUAGUGGAGAAUACUUACUUACAGUAACCAACAAACAUGGAACAGCCAAUCACACCCUAUAUAUUGAUGUUCUGUAUGCCCCUGUGUUCAAGGAGGGAAAUUACAGUAAGGAGGUAACCCAGGGUGAAAAUGUGACUUUUCACUGCCAUGCUGAUGGGAACCCUACUCCUAAAAUCCAGUGGAAUUACACCGAUGCAGGGAAUGUGAGGGUGACCACUGGGGGGCACCAGACGAAUAUCAGCAUCACAGGAGCCACGUCUACCAAUGCUGGUGUUUACAUCUGUGUUGCCUCCAACAGUGUUGGACAUGUGACAAGAUCUGUCACACUGAUAAUGAAAGGUCAAACUAUUGCAGGCCUCUCACUGCUCAUUUGGGGGUUGAUAUUGCUCAUUGGCAUCCUCCUCCUCCUCCUCCUCAUAAUCAUCAUCAUCAUCAUCGUGAUCUGUUUCAACAGCCGCUCGAAAAAACAGGGACAAUAUAGUUUUGUCCCUGACAAAGCCAAAGAUGGUUCAGGUAUCCCCAUGACUACUCAGUCUAAUAGAGUGCAAUCUUAGGAUAUGUUUUCAAUUGCUGAAUAGGUAAGAUUAAAUCAUCUUGUGGACUGAAACUUUGAUCAGGUAUGUCAUUUUUCUUGCAUGGCAAGAAUGACUUGUAAAACUUGUAUUUAGUGUGAGAGCUGCAGCUCUCACACUUUUGUUCUUUUCGCUCUUUAUUAUUAUUAUUAUUAUUAUUAUUAUUAUCAUUUAUUCCGCUGUUUUUUGGCAUCUAACUAGUCCUGUACCGUUUGUCCUACAAACUUGGUUUCAACUUCAAAUUGUAAAUCUUCUUCAUGAGAUGGGUGCGAUUACCUGUGUUGCUGAUAUCUGUAAUGGUUGAUUUUAUAUUAAUAUUUUUAUGCAUUUUAAAAUGACUGUGUUCCUAUGAAGGGAAGGCUUUCAAGUUUCUUUUUCAAUCAUGUCUUCUGACAAAAAAAUGGCUCCUAAGCACCAAUAGAAGGCAUGUUUUGCUCUGUGAUGGCUACUCCGCUGUUGAAGAAUAAAAUAAAUGAACAGCCAAAGAAUUGUGCUGUGAAAGACUUAAUAGCUUGAUAACUCAAUAGCCGUGAUGGCGCAAUGGAUAAGAUACCUGCCUUUGGUGUGAGAGGCCCGGGUUCAAGUCGCUUUGGAUAAAAGCGUCAGAUAAAUGUAUGUUUAUUUAUUUUAUUCUUCAACAGUGCAGUAGCCAUCACAGAAGAUAUGUUUAUAAGCAAAACAUGCCUUAUAUUGGUGCUUAGGAGACCUUUUUUUUUGUCAGAAUAAGACAUGAUUGACAAAGAAACUUGAAAGCCUUCCCUUCACAGUGUAUCUGAGUAGUCAGGUGGUGGAGGUCUUGCUCCGGAUCCAGAGAUUGAUGGACAAAACCCUGCUCACAGCACGUUAACCAAACUUAACACAUAUGUUUGCUGAACAAGUGUGCAGCACAUCACUGAGUCUCUUAGCUGAUGGAGCUGCACAUUGCACCGACAGCGAUAGCAAUCGUAAAAAAUAGCUGGCAGCUCUCACACGCAUUUUCUUAAGGAAAUACACAUUCUAGUUUAGGUCUGGUAUGAUCCUAGGUUCACACCAGUGAGGACAGAUGUAAAAAUGCCUUUAUGAGGGAGAGUUACUGAUUAGGACCUUCUUUUAAUUCUCAAUAAAGUUACACAAAAGCACAUGUCAAUAUAUUGUGCAUCUAUACCCUUCAUUGCUUACAUACAUAAUUUAAAAUUGGUUUGACAUGUUUUGCUUUCACUCUGUAGCCUUGAUUAUUGUCAGUGCCUGAGUUUGCAUUUUAAUCCUCUUGACAUGUUUGGUGUGUUAAAAAAACAGAAUUGUUGGUCAUAUAAAAACAUGUAGGCUUUAUAUAACAUUAUUGUACAGUAUAUAAUAAAACUGGAAAAAACAGGACUGGGUGACUAACUGA